UUCCGAACAAAGUAUCGAAUAAUGAUUACAAAAUUUGUUCUACCGGUUUUAGCUUUCGCAGCUUUCGCUGUUGCCGAAGAUUGUAUCGAUUACGAUGCCCACGCGGCGGAAAUUGAUCAGUGCUGCAGUGUGCCACUCGGGUUGCCCGCGGCUCCAUUUGAAGGGUGCAUGAAAGCAGCAGAGAAGCAAGUUCCGGACAAAGAAAUUCACAGUCUUCUAUCCUGUGCCUUUGAAUGUUACACGAAAGAGGUCGGCAUUGUCGCCGAUCAUGCGGUGAAAAUGGACAAAAUUAAAGAGUACAUGGGAAAGCUGGAGGCAACUGCCGGCAAUCUGAGGACGGCCGCUUGGGGAGCUUGUGCUGAAAUUGGGCCCAAAAUUGUUGAAGCCCUCAAGGGACACACACUGAAGUGUCAUCCGUUUGCGCUCGAAAUGAAGGCCUGUGUCAGUUUUCUGAUAGAUCGCAACUGCCCUGCGCAAUACUUCAAUGACAAAAGUGCCAUUUGCCAGAAAGUACGUUCCGGGGUGCCACCUUGUCAUCAUUGAUGGAAUGAGAAAAGCAAGUCAUCCGAUCACCAGCUGAAUGAACGAUCAAUCUGAUAAACGUUUUCCCCCUUUCUAGAACAGCAUAACAAUUAAUGUAUGAGUUUAAAUAUAUUCACUGAAAAAGUA
This is a messenger RNA of Uranotaenia lowii, 669 nucleotides long. RefSeq lists its product as uncharacterized. The record is from RefSeq and is a predicted model, not a curated record. NCBI's taxonomy places the organism in Eukaryota, Metazoa, Arthropoda, Insecta, Diptera, Culicidae. The coding region runs from base 22 to 543 and encodes 173 amino acids. The transcript has 3 exons.